This is a messenger RNA of Sinocyclocheilus rhinocerous, 2468 nucleotides long. Its product is annotated as sodium- and chloride-dependent GABA transporter ine-like. Gene Ontology annotation, cellular component: plasma membrane. The transcript has 13 exons. Lineage: Eukaryota; Metazoa; Chordata; Actinopteri; Cypriniformes; Cyprinidae. The record is from RefSeq and is a predicted model, not a curated record. Bases 170 to 1984 code for a protein of 604 amino acids. Gene Ontology annotation, molecular function: amino acid:sodium symporter activity. Gene Ontology annotation, biological process: nitrogen compound transport; amino acid import across plasma membrane; sodium ion transmembrane transport.
UAUAUAAGCUGCUACGACUUGUGCCUAUUAUGUAUUUGGAACAGUUAUAGACAAUGCGGUAUCUCGUUGUCUUUACAUUUAAAAAAUAAUAAUGUAUGUGUUUUAUAUGAUUAUAGCACUCUUUUAUUGUUGAGACAUCCUUCGCUUUAUUCAGCUGUAAACGUAUGUAAUGAUGGGAGUCGGAGCUGAUAAUAAAACCGAGAGCACAUCUAGUAAGUUUACAUUGCAGCAGCUUGAGGAAAAAGAGGAGGUAGAGCUCGGCAAUGCUGAAGCCAUGAGGCCGGCUAAGGAUGAUCACCAGUCAGCGGAGCCGAGAGAAACGUGGGGUCGGCGUCUGGAGUUCGUGCUCGCCUCCGUCGGUUAUGCUGUGGGUUUGGGAAACGUGUGGCGCUUCCCGUACCUGUGCUACAGGAGCGGAGGAGGUGCUUUCUUGAUUCCCUACUUGAUCAUGUUGUUUCUCUGUGGUAUCCCACUGCUGUUCAUGGAGUUCACUGUUGGGCAGUACACCCGUCUGGGGCCGGUCCACUCUCUGGCUAAAAUAUGUCCCCUCUUCAAAGGUGUGGGGCUUGCCACGGUGGUGAUUUCUUACGUGCUCUGCACCUACUACAAUGUGCUCAUGACCUGGGCUCUCUACUACCUGCUUCACUCUUUCAGCCCCUCAUUGCCAUGGCAGUCCUGCAACAACACAUGGAAUGCAGUUGGCAACUGUUCCACUGGUUUUCCUGGCAAUGCCACACAUCUGAAAUCAGCCAGUCAACAGUUCUUUGAUCAUAAGGUUUUAGAAAUGACCACAGGGAUUGAGCAUGCUGGAGGGAUUCGUUGGGAACUCUUUGGCCUUCUAGUCCUGGCCUGGGCCAUUGUUUAUUUCUGUAUCUUUAAAGGAGUCAAAUCCACCGGAAAGGUUGUGUACUUUACUGCCACGUUCCCUUAUUUCAUACUGUUUGCAUUGCUGGUCAAUAAUGUCCAGUUGCCUGGAGCAAGAGAUGGCAUUCUCUUCUUUCUCAUGCCAAACUGGAGUAAACUCUUGGAAGUCCAGGUGUGGGUCAAUGCUGCUGCUCAGAUCUUUAACUCCAUCGGCAUCUCCUUUGGUUCUAUGAUAUCUAUGGCCAGUUACAACAAGUUCAACAACAACAUCCUCAGGGACACCUAUAUCGUCUCUCUGGCUAAUUCAGCCACUAGUAUCGUGGCCGGGUUUGUUAUUUUCUCUGCCAUUGGGUACAUGGCCCACAUUCACAACCUACCUGUAGAUGACAUUGCCACUGAUGGGCCUGGUCUGGUGUUUGUGGUGUAUCCGGAAGUGUUUUCCACUAUGCCAGUCUCUCAGCUCUGGGCUCCUCUGUUUUUCAUCAUGUUACUCUGCCUUGGAUUGGACAGUCAGUUUGCCAUGGUGGAAGUGGCUGUAACUUUCAUCAUGGACGGUUUUGGCAAGAAAGUUCUGCAAGUUUUUAAGAGGAAGGAGCUGAUUGUUCUGGCAGUGUGCAGUGUUGGAUUUCUGCUGGGGAUCCCUCACAUUACCAGGGGUGGGAUAUAUGUGUUUCAGCUGAUGGAUCACUACACAGCUGUGGUGUCUCUUAUGUUUCUGGCCUUCUUCGAGGUGCUCGCCAUCACGCUCAUAUUUGGAGUGAGACGACUCAGUAUAAUGCUGGAGAAUAUGCUGGGGAAGAAACCAAACCUCUUCUUCCGUGUCUGCUGGCAGUUCCUGUCACCCAUGCUUGUGCUGGGUAUUCUGAUCUCCAGUAUUGUUCAGUAUACUCCAGCUCGAUACGGUAAGUCCUACACAUACCCGCUGUGGGCAGAGGUGGUGGGCUGGUUCAUCUCUCUCGUCUCCAUCAUCUGGAUUCCACUGGGGGCUCUACAUGAGCUUUGGACCACAGAAGGGUCUCUGCUGCAGAGGUUGAAAAAGUCCAUAACCCCAACUAUUGAUCUGGAGUCUGUUUCGGAGAAACCAUCUGGCGAGUCCAUUGCGCUUUUUGCUGCUGCUUAGACGCCUGCGUGAGGGUUCUUGGUAUGUUUACUCAUUAGAAGUACAAAGUAGCUUUGUCUAAACUGUAAAAAGUAUCAUUUUAUGUUUUUAUUAGUAUUUAUAUUCUGUUUAUUGUAACUUCAAAAAUGUCCCAGAAUAUGGCAUUAAUAUUGAUGAAAAUCAGUUUUUUGUUUUUUUUUCUCAUUGAAUUACUUUAAGUUUUUUGUUUUUUUGAUUGUGUGACAGUUUUUUUUUUAUGUAAAAAAGAAGACUUAAUGUCAGAAAUGAGAGAUUUUAUUUAUAUAUUUCUUUAAGGAAAGAAAUGUAUAAUAUAUGAUAAUCUAAUGAGAGAGAAAUGACAAGACUUUGGUUUUCUCCGUUAUUUAAACUUUAAAAUAAUUAAGCAUUGAGCGUGAACUUUGAUGGAAUAUAUCUUUUGAUACACUGACCUGAAGGACUGAUGAGACAUUUAAAUGCUUAGAAUUUUAGAAACCGCAUACUUGAU